Helicoverpa zea (corn earworm) is the source of this 1368-nucleotide messenger RNA. RefSeq lists its product as uncharacterized. The transcript has a single exon. The record is from RefSeq and is a predicted model, not a curated record. Lineage: Eukaryota; Metazoa; Arthropoda; Insecta; Lepidoptera; Noctuidae. Bases 110 to 1261 code for a protein of 383 amino acids.
AUCGCGUACUAGCGUUGACAUCGGACGCGCCUGCACCGUACGCAGAAAUUAUUAUUUAUAAUUUCGGCCGAGCGCGGCGUCAGCCGUCGCCGCAUAUUUUUUGCACACCAUGCGUUCGGAAGAACUUGUGGCGAACGAGGUCCUGGCGUUCCUGCAGUACCAGCUGGACGUCAUGGAUGAGGUCAGUGUGACCCAGAUCUGCACCUCAAACUUCACUGAGGCGGAGAUACGCAGCGCCAAGACGCUGCUGUACGAGACGCUGCUUAUGGCAGAUCGAAUGCCGUCCCGCAGGAGGGACGAAAAGGGAGAGAGGAGUCUCCAAGACAUGAUUAAAGUGCUGAAGGAGACCGACCCAGACGACGUACCAACUUUCGUGGCAAAGGAUUUGCGCAAGCUGCCCCCGGUCACGUUUGACCACGUCGACGUCACCAGGCUCCUAAAGGACAUCACUAGCAUGAGGUCUAGCCUGGUCGAGCUGCAGUUGAAGCUGGAAGCAUCGCAAUCUACCAUUAGUGAUCUACGCAGUGAAGUAACAGAAUUACGAAACACUGUAAGUAGGUCACUCGCGCCUGCCAACAGCGACAACACACGCCACGGACAGGCCAACGCAUCGCCGAGCGCCGCGUCAGCAAUAGUGCACUCGUCGCCGGUCGCCGUCACUGCAAGCGAUGCUAAACUGUGCCCCGCCCCCUCCGCGUCUCCUGUCGUCGGGACGCCGAUGAAUGUAAGUACGUCGAAGCCUAGACGUGUUUACUCGGCUGCCGUAAAGCAAAUUCCCGUUCAACGGCAACCUAAGGCUAUUGUGGGAACUCAGAGUUACCCUGAAGUAACCCAAGGAACGGUUCAUCCUGAACCAACCAAAGGGAAGGCUGAUGCAGAUGGUUUCAUAAGGGUGGAGAGGAAGAAGAAGAAGCCAUCAAGUCGGAAUCAAUGCGGAACUGCAUUGACGGGUCCAAACAUGCUGCUGCGCCCCGCUAUUCCUACGACGCAGUUGUAUGUUUCGCGAUUACAUCACUCCACGAAGGUCGAGGAGAUCGUGGAGUAUAUUCGAGUGAAGACCAACUGGACUUUGAGAGUCGAGAAGUUAGAGUCGAGUCAUAACACGAACUUUAAAUCGUUUGUGGUACGUGUGCCGACUCAGCAUCUCGACUUGUUUCAAGAACAGUUCUGGCCGAAGGGUGUCGUGUUCCGGCGAUUCCGCGGGAGGUUACGCGACACCACGAAGUGUAACACGAGACCGCUUACUCGUGUCAAUACGUAGCUUGUAGUUGUUUUUAUUUUUGUAUGUAUUAGUUUAUAAGUAUUGAUAUGUCAUUUAUUUAUGUAUUGUAUUUGCUAUGGGCCCUAGUUGCCUGAAAUAAAGGAACA